GACGCCGACGCCUGCGAACGCAACGGCUUGCCGCACGCGGUCAAGAAGAUGUGGACCAAGACAGAGGACGACCUGCUGCGGGAGCAGGUGCGUCGGUGCGGCGGCCCGCACAACUGGGACGCCAUCUGCCGAGGGCUGCUCGGCCGCAACUCCAAGUCGUGCCGCGUGUGCUGGUGCCAGCACCUCGACCCCAGGGUGGGGGCCGUCAAGCCCUUCACCCCUGAGGAGGACAUGCUCAUCGUCAAGUACCAGGACACAUACGGCAACCGCUGGUCCACCAUCGCCGAGUUCCUCUCCGGCCGCACCGACAACGCCAUCAAGAACCGCUGGAACUCCGUCCUCCACAAGCACGCGCCCUCCUUGCAGGGGUACCCGCGCCUGUGGGCUCCUUCCAUCGCCCGACAGGCCGUGAGCCCCGAGGUCAUGCCGGGAUGCCUGCCGCUGUUUCUUCUGACGAGCGGGGAUGUCAGGAUGUCCCUUCAUUCGACCGAGGACGUGUCAGAGGCUGAGACAUGUCCGGCGGAGAGGGAGUGCCUCGAGCUGUUCCCUCUGGCGCCCGGGGAUAUCAUGGGCAACACGGGUGCUGCGGCGUCGAGUGUCAUGUCAUGCGGAGCAGACGACCCGCUCACCGAGCUGAGGCUCUGGCCGGCGGCGAGGGUGGUGUUCGACGUAAUGCCGCUGCAGGCUUACCGGAUGUACAUUCAUUCUAGUCUUCUUGCCAUGACUUAG
Molecule: messenger RNA, 729 nt
Organism: Triticum dicoccoides
Lineage: Eukaryota; Viridiplantae; Streptophyta; Magnoliopsida; Poales; Poaceae
Product: transcription factor MYB44-like
Exons: 1
Coding region: 49-729 (226 amino acids)
Biological process (GO): regulation of DNA-templated transcription
Cellular component (GO): nucleus
Molecular function (GO): RNA polymerase II cis-regulatory region sequence-specific DNA binding; DNA-binding transcription factor activity, RNA polymerase II-specific
Source: RefSeq, a predicted model, not a curated record